Xylaria bambusicola is the source of this 2063-nucleotide messenger RNA. RefSeq lists its product as uncharacterized. Lineage: Eukaryota; Fungi; Ascomycota; Sordariomycetes; Xylariales; Xylariaceae. Gene Ontology annotation, molecular function: isocitrate dehydrogenase (NAD+) activity; magnesium ion binding; NAD binding. Gene Ontology annotation, biological process: tricarboxylic acid cycle; isocitrate metabolic process. The record is from RefSeq and is a predicted model, not a curated record. The transcript has 5 exons. Gene Ontology annotation, cellular component: mitochondrion. Bases 303 to 1448 code for a protein of 381 amino acids.
GUUUAUUGAUUAGGUAAGUAUGUCGGUAUUUUUCUUCCCUAACCUUCCCUAGGAAAGUUCCUUUUAGGGAGGUAGAGCGCCCGAGCGGCCUGUCCGGCCAGUGAAAAUAGCCCGACACCACCCGAGGCGGGCACGUUACUUUUACUUGGGAAAACCGCUCUUCGAAAAUUCCCCACGCAGCGCGCGACAUUCACAAGCCUUUUCCUGCGGCGCCAGCAUUUUUAUUUGUUGUUGUCGACAUCAUUCGAAUACCAGCAUUAUACCCUCCUCUCUCUAGCUGCCCUCCCAGCUGUUCCCUCAUCAUGCUAGCCCUCCGUGCUGUCGCCGCCCCUGCGCGGCGCCAAUGCUUUGCAGCCGUGCCCAGAGCCACUGCUACUCUAUCCUUCCAGAACCGGAGGUUUUACUCAGACAAGGUUGCCAAAUUCCAAGGCACCAAGAACGCCAAUGGCCGCUACACUGUCAGUAUCAUGGAGGGUGAUGGUAUUGGCCCUGAGAUCUCUCAGGCUGUGAAGGACAUCUUCGAGGCCGCCAAGACACCAAUUGCUUGGGAGCCCGUCGAUGUUACCCCGAUCCUCAAGGACGGAAAGACUGCUAUUCCCGAUGCCACCAUCGAGAGCAUCGAGAGAAACAAGGUUGCCCUUAAGGGGCCUUUAGCUACCCCCGUCGGCAAGGGCCACGUCUCUCUUAACCUCACCCUCCGAAGAACCUUCAACCUUUUCGCCAACCUGCGACCUUGCCGCUCCGUUGCUGGGUACAAGACCCCCUACGAUGGCGUCGAUACCGUUCUGAUUCGUGAGAACACCGAGGGCGAGUACUCCGGUAUCGAGCACGUCGUUGUUGAUGGCGUCGUUCAGAGCAUCAAGCUCAUUACCCGCGAGGCCAGUGAGCGUGUGCUCCGAUUUGCGUUCCAGCACGCUCAGGAAAUUGGCCGUAAGAAGGUCCGCGUUGUACACAAGGCCACCAUUAUGAAGAUGUCCGAUGGUCUCUUCCUCCGUGUCGCUCGUGACGUCGCUAAGGAUUACCCCGAUAUCGAGUUCGACGCCGAGCUGCUCGACAACACUUGCUUGAAGAUGGUCACUGACCCUCUACCUUACAACGACAAGGUCCUCGUCAUGCCCAACCUGUACGGUGACAUUCUCUCCGACAUGUGCGCCGGUCUGAUUGGUGGUCUUGGUCUUACCCCCUCGGGCAACAUCGGUGACGAGUGCUCUAUUUUCGAGGCCGUCCACGGUUCUGCUCCCGACAUUGCCGGCAAGGGUCUGGCUAACCCCACCGCGCUGCUUCUCAGCUCCAUGAUGAUGUUGCGCCACAUGGGUCUGACCGAGUACGCCAACCGCAUUGAGCGUGCCACUUUCGACACCCUGGCUGAGGGCAAGGCUUUGACAGGCGAUCUGGGCGGCAAAGCCAAGACCCAUGAGUAUGCCGCUGCCAUCAUUUCCAAGUUGUAGAUGACAGACAUAUCCUGAACUCAUACCUCAACCUCCCAAUACCUCCUUAUACCCGCCCCUCGUCCUCCAUCCUUGAUCAUCAAGAUCCACAGCUUCAAUAAUUUGCAUAAACCCUCGAAUCCUUUUUUGAUAGAAACGCAGGGAGGAAAGAACUAGGUGGGGCAACAAGCAAUGACAGAUACCUAAGGCUAGACAUAGGUUAAGUGGAUAGACUUGUACAACAGGAACAACACACGAAGGGGUGUAUGUAUGUAUGCAUGCAUGAAACGAACACAAUGAAAUAAAAACAAAACAAUAAAAAAGCAGAGUCCAAACACCUAUAGACUGUGAACGCAAUCACGAUUUAUUCAAUGUGCAAACGAUCUGUGCACGAGCUCGAGGCUAAUGAAUGCAAGUAUGGAUAUUUGAUGAAUAUAGGGGAACACACCUACCUACCUAGCUACAUAUAUAUUGAUGUACAAAAGUCUCUCUUACUGGGUCAUCGGAGAACAUCCUUGUGCGAGAUGAGUCAAAUUAGCCAGACCACAAAGCCAUUAGCCACACGGACGUAGCUGACUACUUCACAACAGCUUAACACUUAAAGUUGGUUCAGAAUACAUCAAGACAAGAAAGCGA